Messenger RNA from Diversispora eburnea, 297 nucleotides. NCBI's taxonomy places the organism in Eukaryota, Fungi, Glomeromycota, Glomeromycetes, Diversisporales, Diversisporaceae. The record is from the annotation of a GenBank genome assembly.
AUGGCUGAAUAUGGUACCGUUGUUGCUAAUUUCAAAAGAGACACAAUUUACAUCGAUAAUGUUUUAAUUAAUACAAUUGAAGUAGUUGACAAAAAUGAAGAUGAAUUAAUUAUUGACUUUUCUGAGUAUAUUCAAGAAAAACUUACUACGGACUUUGCCACUGAUAUUCACAUUAUUCUGAUUCAUUUUGAUAUUUCAGUUAUGAGCGUUGGUAAAGUUAUAAAUAAAUUCUUAUUGAUUUAUUCUAAUGCGGAAAAACUAUUGGAAAAAACACAGAUUCUUGGUAAAGAAGUUUAA